CUGUCCAGCUCCGCCUCCCUCCGCAGGGGAAAACUCCUCUUCACUUCCAGCCGUCGACGGAUUUCCAAAGCUGCGGCCACUGUUUCAAGCUACUGGAUUUGUGUUUUAAAACCGACUCCGGCUGUUCGCAGAAGCAGAAUGUGAAGGUUUCUGCUGUAAAAGACGCCAGACUUUUUGUGAGAAGAUGGACGCCAGUUCGUAGCUAACGAAACCUUCAAGCUGCAGAGUUGUCUUCGUUCUUAAAGCGCAGAUCCCUUUGUCUUCAGUCAUGGCUCGGGGUUGCAUUUGUUGUGUGAAAUACAUGCUCUUCCUCUUCAACCUCUUCUUCUGGCUGGGCGGAUGCGGGUUGUUGGGUGUCGGAGUUUGGCUUUCAGUUUCCCAGGGCAGCUUCGCCACCCUGUCCCCUUCCUUCCCUGCUCUCUCGGCCGCCAACCUCAUCAUCACACUGGGCACCGUUGUCAUGGUGACGGGUUUCCUGGGCUGCCUGGGUGCCAUCAAGGAGAACAAGUGUCUGCUGCUGAGUUUCUUCAUUGUUCUCUUGAUCAUCCUUUUGGCUGAACUGAUCCUCCUCAUCCUCUUCUUUGUGUACACAGACAAGGUGAGGGAAAACGCCAGACAGGACCUAAAAGAGGGGCUGGUGCUGUACAACACAGAGAACAAUGCAGGCCUGAGGGAUGCUUGGAACACCAUACAGAAAGAGUGGAAGUGCUGUGGCGUGACGAAGCCAGACGAUUGGUCCAGCAUCAUGCAGGAGAACGUCGUUCCAGACAGCUGCUGCCAGCAGCUUCACCUGAACUGUGGUCGCAACGCGUCAAACGCCUUCUGGACACAUGGUUGCUAUGAUAAGGUGGAGCAGUGGGUGGAUGACAACAAACACCUGCUGGGAACAAUUGCCAUGUGUGUGUUGGUCAUACAGCUGCUGGGCAUGGCGUUCUCCAUGACGCUUUACCAACAGAUCCACCGAGCCGGAAAGAAAUACGAAGCUUAACCGGAUCCAAACUGGUUCCAGAUCAGCUCUGGUACUCCGACCUUCAUAGUUUAGAAAGCCAGUUAACAUGUUUGCCACUGUUACUAUUUUUACUUCCUCUAUGCACUCAAAUAUUCUGUUUUAACAUUUAGAAUAGUUUAUACACUUUCUUUUUAUAAGCCUUGACUGAAGAUAUAUUGGCAGUAGAUCAGGUUUAAAUCUGUGGAAAGUGAUUCUCAAUGACAAUGUUCAAUAAAGGCUGAUAUUGAUCACCAA
Xiphophorus hellerii (green swordtail) is the source of this 1243-nucleotide messenger RNA. RefSeq names its product tetraspanin-9. NCBI's taxonomy places the organism in Eukaryota, Metazoa, Chordata, Actinopteri, Cyprinodontiformes, Poeciliidae. Gene Ontology annotation, cellular component: plasma membrane. The record is from RefSeq and is a predicted model, not a curated record. Bases 269 to 988 code for a protein of 239 amino acids. The transcript has 9 exons.